AUGAAGAAUGCAGAUCACUUCGUGCUGAAAAGAGAAUUCGUGGAGUUCAUGUUUAACGACGAGAGGGCUAUCAAGGUGACAGAAGCGCUGCGACAGUUCGCAUAUAAGAAUCACCCUCCUGAGCAGUUGUACGGAACCCUCGCCUACAAUGCACACUUGGGAGCCCCUGGCGCCUGUCGGAAUCUCUACGAGUUCGGUGAUGAGAACGUGGAUGUACUUCGCCUUCCGGAAAUAGUCCGUUAUAAGCUCUGGAGGCCAACCCCAUGUCCUACGAAGUACGUCCGUGAUAUUUGCAUUCUCGGAUCUCAACAUUUACCGGAAUUGAUCAACUCCCACAGGCUAAUUGCCAACAAGUUUCAUGAGGACUAUUUUCCCGAAGGAUAUGACUGUCUUGAGUACGCAAUUGCUGAUCGCGCCUACAAGGGUCCAGCAGCCGGCUUCGAUCCUUCCGUUUUCGCGAACCUCUACUGCUCUUCUGACCAUAUAUAA
Molecule: messenger RNA, 489 nt
Organism: Spirometra erinaceieuropaei
Lineage: Eukaryota; Metazoa; Platyhelminthes; Cestoda; Diphyllobothriidea; Diphyllobothriidae
Source: the annotation of a GenBank genome assembly